Molecule: messenger RNA, 1711 nt
Organism: Dacryopinax primogenitus
Lineage: Eukaryota; Fungi; Basidiomycota; Dacrymycetes; Dacrymycetales; Dacrymycetaceae
Exons: 3
Coding region: 1-1626 (541 amino acids)
Source: RefSeq, a predicted model, not a curated record
AUGCUUCCCACUCUCUUCCUCCUCCUCCCCCUCACUCUUGCCCUCGACCCCUGGGACAUCCCCUCCCUCCCCCACCACGUCCGUUCCCUCUACCUCGCAACAGAACGCUUCCCCUCCCCCUACGCCAAACGUCAAACCCCAGACUGCAUCCCCGCCGCCCCAGCGAACACCGUCACAGACCGGCUUCAAGCCGCGCUCCAGAAACCUGGGGACACACUCGCUCUUUGCCCAGGGCAGGAGUACCUCAUUCUCCAGCCUAUAAACUUCACUGCGAGCGAUCAGGAGAUAUACACGCUCGGGUACCCGACGGACGACAGCAGAGCGUGCUUGACCGUUAAUGGAGUCGUGGCUAACGGGACGGGGCAUACGACGGCUAUUAACGCCCAGUGUGUAGGGUGUGACAGGGCGAUAGUGCGUAAUAUCCAGGUAAACGGCACGCGACAUGGGGCUAUCCCCACUUCUGGCGGAGCGAACCUGGAGAUGGGUGGGCCCACCUCCGGCCAGCUGGUGGAAUACGUGCACUCGUUCGACCCGCGUUCCUGGUCCUGCCUACACAUAGCCGAAGGACCCUUCACAUGCAACAACGCGAGCAUAAUCAACAACGAUAUCGGUCCGUGCGGGUCAGACCUCUUCAUGCAAUGGGCGGACGGGAUCAGCCUGAGCUGCAGGAACUCACACGUCGCGGGGAACUUUAUUGACAACCCUACUGAUGGCGGGAUCGUCGUUUUCGGUUCUCCGGGCAGUUUGGUCGAGAAUAACACUAUUUGGGUCACGAAUAACACGUUGCUCGGAGGGCUCAAUAUGGUGGAUUAUUUGCCCUGGGACGGGGAUUUUACGGGCACGGUGGUGCAGAACAACCUUGUUGUUGGAGGCCUGGCUACGGAGGGGAACGAACAGACUGCGACGAAGGGGGACAAUGACGAGGACGUGAUCGUCAAGAUUGGACUUGCUGUGGGGCCAAGAACGUGGUUUGGAGACCAUUUUAGAAACAACGUGAGCCGGAACGGGGUCGCGAGGAAUAACAUCUUCUCCGGUGCUUUCGGGUACGGGAUAGCCGUCUCCUCCGCAGAGAACUUCACGAUCAUCGGCAACUCCCUCUCCGGUAACACAUCCUUCAUCGGUUCCCGCGGCCCCAACUGCUCAGCCGACCAAAUCCUCCCAGCACCAGAAGCAUUCGUCUGGAACAUCACUACAACGCUCGACUCGACCCUGCAACCGGGUUUCGCAGACCUGGACGUGGACUCCCUGACUUGUAUUCAGCCUGUGGACGGGGCGUUCUGGCCCUUCGGGGGUGAACCGGUCCAGGGAACUGAUCAGGCUGGAGUGCCUAAUGCUGAGGAACGGAAUUCUACCACCUCUGGCUCUGGCUCUGCCUCGAGCGCGGGGGCUUCGGCAGGUUCUACGGCUGCGGUUGUUGCAGGCAGAGGAGGGCUCAGUUCGGGGGCGAUCGCAGCGCUAGUUAUCGGGAUCCUAACCCUUGUCCUAAUACUGGUGAUCGCUUUCUUCUGCGUGAGGAGAGCGAGAGCGGGGAAGAAGAAUGGGGACGGGGAGUAUUUUGCGGAUAUGGGGGCGGUUGGCUUGCCAGGGGAUGGGGGGAUGGGGAUGAAGCAGAGACUGAGCUGGUAGGGGUAGGGGUAUACUCAGGGGCAGGGGCAGGGGCAGGGGUAUGGCAGUAUGGGCUCAUGAGCGGGAGUCUUGUUGCCAUCCGCCG